GUCUACGGCCUGUACGAAUCGAUCACUGAGUCAGCGCUGAUGCAACACACUGACUGUUCUAUCCCGUUUCCUCUCAUCUAAACCGAGUCCACGCCUCAAGAAUAAAAUCAUCAGAACAUCAUCAUGGCAGAACAGCUCAACCCGGAUGAGAAGUUGCAGCUCAUCACGAGGAAUUUGCAGGAGGUGCUCGGUGAGGAGAAGCUGAAGCAGGUGCUCCAGGAGAGGGAGCUGAAGGUAUACUGGGGGACGGCCACCACAGGCAAACCCCAUGUCGCCUACUUUGUCCCAAUGUCGAAGAUAGCAGACUUCCUCAAGGCUGGAUGUGAGGUGACCAUCCUGUUUGCAGACCUGCAUGCCUUUCUGGACAACAUGAAGGCUCCCUGGGAGCUGCUGGAGCUCAGGGUGCAGUACUACGAGCAGGUCAUCAAGGCCAUGCUGGAGAGCAUAGGAGUGCCCCUGGACAAACUCAAGUUCGUGAAGGGGACAGACUACCAGCUCAGCAGAGAGUACACCCUGGACGUGUACCGGCUGUCCUCCAUGGUGACGGAGCACGACGCCAAGAAGGCCGGAGCAGAGGUGGUGAAGCAGGUGGAGCACCCCCUGCUGAGCGGACUGCUCUACCCCGGGCUGCAGGCUCUGGAUGAGGAGUAUCUGAAGGUGGAUGCCCAGUUUGGAGGUGUGGACCAAAGGAAGAUUUUCACCCUGGCUGAGAAGUACCUACCCUCCCUGGGCUACGCCAAACGCUCCCACCUGAUGAACCCCAUGGUGCCCGGCCUGACGGGAACCAAGAUGAGCUCCUCUGAAGAAGACUCCAAGAUCGACCUGCUGGACAAGAAGGAGGAUGUGAAGAAGAAGCUGAAGAAGGCCUUCUGCGAGCCGGGGAACAUCGAGAACAACGGGCUCCUCUCCUUCGUCAAGCAUGUGCUCUUCCCUCUGCACGGAGAGUUCAGUGUCAAGAGGGACCCCAAGUGGGGGGGAGAUAAAGUCUACACAGCGUUUGAGGAUGUGGAGAAGGACUUUGCAGAAGAGCUGGUCCACCCAGGUGACCUGAAGGCCUCCAUGGAGGUGGCUCUCAACAAGCUACUGGACCCAAUCAGGAAGAAGUUUGAGACCCCCGAGCUCCGCAAGCUGGCCAACACGGCCUACCCCGACCCCUCAAAGACCAAGGCAGCAGGAAAGGGGGCCAAGCCAUCGGCAGCAGGAGAGGAGGCGGAGCUCGCUCCCUCCAGACUGGACAUCCGAGUGGGGAAGGUCACCAGCGUGGAGAAGCACCCGGACGCCGACUCGUUGUACCUGGAGAAGAUCGACGUGGGGGAGGCGGAGCCCCGGACGGUGGUCAGCGGCCUGGUGGCCUUCGUCUCCCUGGAGGAGAUGCAGGAUAGAUCGGUGCUGUUGCUAUGCAACAUGAAGCCCCAGAAGAUGCGUGGGAUCGAGUCCCAGGCCAUGGUGCUCUGUGCCACAAUUGAAGGAGAGCCCAGGAGGGUGGAGCCUCUUGACCCCCCGGAGGGGUCGUCCCCAGGGGACCGUGUCUUUGUGGAAGGAUAUGAGACGGGCAAGCCAGACGACAAACUCAACCCCAAGAAGAAGGUCUGGGAGAAACUGCAGGUCGACCUGAAGCUGUCAGGGGAGUGUGUGGCCCAUUGGAAAGACCAGCAGUUGAUGACCAAACUAGGACCUGUAACGUGCAAGACGUUGAAAGGAGCAAACAUCUCCUAGAUGCUCACUGUUGCGAGUAAACAUGGACACGGUCAGACAUGACAACCUGUGCUUUUUGUCAGCCCAUGUGAAAAUGCAGUCAUAACUCAUCAAGCUCAAAUUGAAACGACAUCGGCAUCGGCCAGAGACGAUGAGUUUUCUGGAAGACAUUUCUAAUAUCGGGGGCGGGAUGUGAAUUCAAGUCACGUAUUCUUACAGGUAUGAAGGGUCAUUGUGAAAUACAGUCAUUGUGUUAAUCGCCACUGUCCAUGGUUUCAUUGGUUCAUGUGGGCCAUGUGUACGCUGAACACGUCCCGUACCAUAUGGGCUGUUUGUAAUGUCAUCCUGCAUAUUCAAUAAACUGUCACCAAUC
Gadus macrocephalus (Pacific cod) is the source of this 2068-nucleotide messenger RNA. It is a transcript of the gene yars1, whose product is annotated as tyrosyl-tRNA synthetase 1. Gene Ontology annotation, molecular function: ATP binding; tyrosine-tRNA ligase activity; tRNA binding. NCBI's taxonomy places the organism in Eukaryota, Metazoa, Chordata, Actinopteri, Gadiformes, Gadidae. The record is from RefSeq and is a predicted model, not a curated record. Gene Ontology annotation, biological process: tyrosyl-tRNA aminoacylation. The transcript has 14 exons. The coding region runs from base 124 to 1716 and encodes 530 amino acids.